AUUCUUUAAUCGAUGUAUUAAUUUUAACUACAUCUGGCCGCUAGGGACAUGGUUGGGAUCCACUAAACAACGUAACUAAACUACGUAGUUGCUUUUUCGUAAACUAUGAUAAAAUCGUUUUUUGCAUUAAUGACGUUAAGGCUGUAAUUACGCUAAUGAUUUAAGUUGACCGUUACGGUUUCUCCGAUAGUAAAGCCGCGCAUGUUGACAUCUCCUGAAAUUUAGACCAUCUCUGCUCAAACUGUAAACAACAGGAAGACAUUACCGGAAAUUAUAUAACAGAAAAUGAAAGAGUGUGAAUCGGCUCCGAAUUAUUUUUGCAAUUUAAAAAAAAGAGUAUACAAUGUAUCAGUAUUUAAAAAGCAUUAUGUGAGAAAGGGGAAAACAAAUCUGAGGAAAAUAAAUCACAGGAUGUCUCUGGGAGAACAGAUGAGAAACAACUGAUUGAUCAAAAUCACGCAAGCAUUGCAAAAUGUAUGUAAUACCAAGGAUACUAACAACCAUUGCUUUGUUUCACACGGGAUUGUGCAUGGAAAUACCUGCUCCUGUACAUCUGGUCCUGUCUUCACAAUAUUUUGUCCACUUGUUGUCCUGGAAAAUGGGGCCAGGCUCUCCUGACGGUGUCCACUAUACAGUCGGCGUGCAUGCGCUCAAUGGGGGAGACUUGGUGGUGAAGGAGUGUGAAAAGGUAACAUUCCCUCUGCAAUGCAAUCUCACAGAAGCAUUUUCUGAUAUGGAGGACACCUAUUACGUCCACGUGACUGCUGCUCUGGGCACUCACUCGACACCUUCUUUCUGCAACCCAUUCAAACCCAUUUAUAAUACCACCUAUGAACCUCCGCUGCUGACAGUAACUGCGUGUAAUCAGUCUCUCUGUAUAUAUCUCAGAGCACCUGCUGAGAACCUCCACCACGUCUACAAUUCAUUCAAGUCUUACUAUAGAUUGACAGUCAGCAGUGAAGAUAGAGCAGAGUUUUACGUGGAUACUGAAGGGUUAAAUAAUGUGACCCUCAAGGACCUGGCCCCUGGCCGAAGGUACUGUGUGAAUGUCAGCAUCACUGAUCACAGCCCACCCAACAGACCAGCAGUAUGUGCCUCCGUUCCCGAAAGAUCAAAUGUUUCAGAUGUCAUUAUCUCUGUUAUCCUGUGUCUGCUGAUGGUGCUGUUAGUGAUGUGCACACCAAGAUAUGUUUAUUGCCGUUUCUGUGUAAAAAGAGAUCUUCCUCCAGCUCUGAGUUCAUUUCAGAGUACAGAUAAAGUUAUUCUCGUCACUGCUGAUGAAUCUAUUAAUGAGGUCCAUGAGGAGAGCAGCGCCAUUGAAAAGAUAAAAACAAACAAAGAGGAAAAUAACCUGAAGGAAGAGACAGAGGAGGUUUUGAAACAUGAGACACUAAUGGCACACUAUCUGAACACUCGAGGUUCCCUGCUCUCUGUUUUUCCAACGUCAUUUAGCUCUGUUUUGCUUAUUAAUCAAACUCCAGAUACAAGCCUCGCACCUUCCACAGAUGCUCAGAGUGGUAGUCUGAUUGUGUUUGAAGGCAGUCAAAUCCAUACUGAACAAACAGCUUCGGCUAGGUUCCCUAAAGGAGUCAGCGCACUUCAGAAUUUCAGUUCUGUUUUCCCCACACACAUGGGCGAUGAAGACCAAGAGAGCAGUACAGAUGUUAACCUGUUUUCUGUGAUGUUAGGCGGAGUUUCUGAUAAAAACUGCAACACUGAGGAUGUGCAGGUAUCAUGUCCUCAGCAUCUGUUACAGACUUGUGCUACAUCUACCUGGAUUUGUGAUUCACAGUCCCAAAACCCUCAAAAGUCCGUUCAAAUUAACGUUUCAGAGGAAGAAGAUGAUGACGAUUCAGGGUACUUAAGUCGAAAUUAGAUUCCUCAAGAAAUUGUUGGGUCUGGAUGCCCCUUUACGGUUCUUUACCGCCGAAGUCACUCUUGUUAAAAUAAAGACACGACAAUUUGUUCAAUUUAAGAGCUUGCAAGUGGCGUCUUCAGUUGCAAGCGGGAGCAAACGGUCCAGUCUG
This is a messenger RNA of Puntigrus tetrazona (Sumatra barb), 2027 nucleotides long. RefSeq names its product interferon alpha/beta receptor 2-like. Gene Ontology annotation, molecular function: protein binding. The record is from RefSeq and is a predicted model, not a curated record. Lineage: Eukaryota; Metazoa; Chordata; Actinopteri; Cypriniformes; Cyprinidae.